Messenger RNA from Morus notabilis, 1296 nucleotides. RefSeq names its product receptor like protein 42. The record is from RefSeq and is a predicted model, not a curated record. Gene Ontology annotation, molecular function: protein binding. The transcript has a single exon. NCBI's taxonomy places the organism in Eukaryota, Viridiplantae, Streptophyta, Magnoliopsida, Rosales, Moraceae. The coding region runs from base 1 to 1296 and encodes 431 amino acids.
AUGCAACUAGAAGAUCUAGAUUCUUCAUGGAAUAGUUUUAGCGGUGAAAUCCCGCCAACCCUUGGAAACCUUAGGCAACUAGGCCUUUUGCGUCUUUCGUCCAAUGUUUUAACGGGAGACUUUCCAUUAUCAUUGGCGAAUCUAAAUCGUCUCUCGGUCUUGGAUCUUUCUUGUAACCAAUUGACAAAGCUCUUUGAUCCUUUCAAUGCAUUGGAGAAACUUGCAGGUCUCACUUCUCUUGACUUGUCAAACAACUCAAUUGCCGGAGCCAUUCCGUCUUCCUUAUUCAGAAUACCUCUCUUGGAAGAGCUACGGCUUGACCAAAACCAGCUCACCUCUCUUGAAUAUGACAACAUCUCUUCAAGCUCAUUGUGGUCUCUUGACCUUCGUUUUAAUAAUUUAACCAUUGAGCUUAGCAUCUUCUCGGAACUUAGCCACCUCUCAUGUCUCUAUCUGUCGCACAACAACAUAUCAAUGCCAAACGAAGGUGUGAAUGUCACUUUUCCCAAAUUUAGUGUGUUGGAGUUGUCUUCGUCAAACAUAAAGCGGUUUCCAGAUUUCCUGAAAACGCAAGAUGAAUUAGCUCACUUGGAUCUUUCCAACAAUAAAAUUUCAGGCAAAAUUCCCAAAUGGUUCUGGACAAUAGGGAAAAGUUUUAUGUCUGAAUUGUAUCUUUCUGACAAUUUUAUCGACGGGUGGGAAGAAUCCCCUUCAGUUACUCCAUGGGAGACAUGGCGCUUGUUAGACUUACACGCUAAUAACUUAACUGGAGCAGUUGAUCCCAUACUUUGUAAAAUCGGACUCCUUGUUCUUGAUCUCUCCAAGAAUCGCUUGAAUGGUACCGUUCCUCAAUGUUUCGGUAACUCAAGUGAACUCGUGGUGCUGCAUUUGCAAGAUAAUAACUUUCAUGGAAACUUAUCCAAUAAUAUGUUCACAGAAUAUGGUUGUGAGAUAUUUAAGGCAUUGGAUCUUAGCCACAACCAUUUGCAAGGCAAGGUUCCACAGUCUUUGAUCAAAUGUCAAAAGUUGGAACUUCUGAAUCUCGGUUACAAUCAAAUGAGUGAUGUGUUUCCUUCAUGGCUGCAAAAUUUGCCAAACUUGAGGGUUCUUAUGUUGGUAUCAUAUAAAUUCCAUGGUCCUAUAUGGUCUCCAAACAAACCUUUGGCGUUUGCAGAAUUGCAAAUUCUCGACCUCUCUUUUAAUCAUUUUAGUGGACUUUUACCAUCGGAGUUCUUUAAGAGUUGGACAUCCAUGGCAAAAGCUCCUUCUGAUCAAGAGCCAUACACUACUUUUUAA